Hemibagrus wyckioides is the source of this 3606-nucleotide messenger RNA. It is a transcript of the gene paics, whose product is annotated as phosphoribosylaminoimidazole carboxylase, phosphoribosylaminoimidazole succinocarboxamide synthetase. Lineage: Eukaryota; Metazoa; Chordata; Actinopteri; Siluriformes; Bagridae. Bases 16 to 3444 code for a protein of 1142 amino acids. Gene Ontology annotation, biological process: 'de novo' IMP biosynthetic process. The record is from RefSeq and is a predicted model, not a curated record. The transcript is spliced from 17 exons. Gene Ontology annotation, molecular function: phosphoribosylaminoimidazolesuccinocarboxamide synthase activity.
UUCUAGCUCAAAAGCAUGGAACUUAGUACAGAGCAGAAAGCAGGCAGACAGGAAGAAGACAGCCAAAGAGAAGCAAGUAGUCGGUGGGGAGGGGAAGAGGUUAGGGCCUUACUCGUGGUGUGGAGGGAGAGAGAGGCCUGGGACGAGGCUGAGAGCAAGGCCAAGUAUGAAGCCAUCUCGAGCCGCCUAAAAGAGAUGGGUGUGAACAAGGACUGGCUGAGCUGCCAGACACAGAGCAGAGCGAUGGCACUACCCGAGUGGAGGCCUCCGGCCAUCCGUACAUCCAUGGACAGCACCACUGUACCCCAAAGGUCUUACGAGAUGGACGAGGAACAGACCAGUCCCGUCAGCAGGAGACCGGGCAACUCUUCUCUGAGCAACUUUCAGGAGGGGAGUGCAGAUCAGCAUUUUGUUUCCCUCUCAGGUAUGGAGGGAGGGAGACACUGGUCUGAUAAAGAGAUUCGGGCUCUCCUUAACAUCUGGGCUGACCGGGAAAUGCAGGUGCGGCUACAGAGCACCCACCGAAACAAGGCCAUCUUCCAGGAGAUGGCCCGUCGCCUGGAACUCCAGCACGGAGUGGUGCGGGACUGGAGACAGUGUCGCACCAAAUACAAGAACCUGAAAUAUGACUACAAGGUCAGCAAGAACCAAGGUCGAACUAUGCGCUUCUUUGCAGAGGUGGAUGCAAUCCUGCAGGGCAAGGACAUGGAGGAUUUUCUAGAUGAUGAAGAGGAUUCUCCCAGGAAAGGAACAGAGGGAGACCAGGCAGAUGAAAGAAGAGAUUCAGGAGAAGCUCACUACAUUAAGAUUGAUGAUGACGAGAGUCUGGCAGAUAUGCAAACAAUAAUAAAUACUGGUUCGCAUCACCUCAUCACAAAAGAUCCAGGUUCCAGCAUAUCACCAGGGGCUAGAAGAACUUCAGAUGAUGAGAACGUGAUCACGGUCCAUGACUCGGGCCGAAACUGGUCUGAGGAGGAAGUGGCAGCGCUGCUUAAUAUCUGGUCUGAGGAGGGAAUCCAACAGCAGCUGCAAGGUUCGACCCGAAACAAGGACGUGUUUGUGCAAAUAUCACGCCGGCUCCUUCAGCAGGGUGUAGAGAGGGACUGGAAGCAGUGUCGUACCAAAUACAAGAACCUGAAAUAUCUGUACCGAUCCUUGCAGAGGGGCAAGGCGGAUAUCGGAGACACUCGGCGUAUCAUGAAGUUCUACAAACAGCUAGACAGCAUUCUGUCCCAACCAGUCAGAGGCCUGUACAGAAACUCGGUGAUGUUCAGUCCAACAUUAGACGAGCACUCCAUCUGCGAAAUGCCUCCACAUGAGGACAGCGACAUCAUUGCCAUUGGGUAUGAUCAGGAGCCCAUGGACGAUACCAUUUUGAGAAGGUCUCCAGGCUUCAGCGCCAGAUCUUUCCAAAACGAGGCUAGAACAGACAGCAUUUUGAGGCCAGAUGAACUUGCUGAGGUGGAAUAUGAAACAGAGGAUCAGUUAAAUGGCAUGCUGGUGAGGUCAAAAGACAGCGUUCAGACAAGAUAUGAGGAACAACCUUUGUCCAGUCAUUCCGUCACAGCAGGUACAUAUGGACGAGGCCAGGAAUAUAAAGUAAACAUAGGUAACACAGAGACAACAUUUACAGAAAGAGAGCAUGCCGGGUCACGAAGAGGAAAAAAGCGGAAGGCCACAGAGGAAGAUUACAGCGUUUUCAGUAAAAGGUUUCAGGAGUGUGUUGAUGAUGGAGACAGCAGCACAGACUGGUCUGAGCACGUGGACUAUCAGUGCAAAGAAGAGCAGGAUCAAUACAUUCCGAUUAUGGAGAUCAGUUCUGUGCGCUCUAUGGCUGACAUUCCUGAUAACCUGCUGUGUUGGCCACUCGCCUGCAGCAACACAGCCGAAAACCCCACAUUCCUCUCCGAUUCCGGAUUCUUCAAACUCCAUAUCCAACACAACUUCCCACAAAAUCUACAAAAAACUACAAAACGUUACUCCCCACGCUGCCCGAAAAUCUCCCAGUCCAACCACGUGUUGCUUCAGGCAACCGUUUAUGAUGGAAUUGUCGUAACCUGGAUUGUCUGUCGAGAUUUGACCCUUUUUUCCCUCGUCAAACCUCACGUGUUUCCUCCAUUCAGCGCCCCAGCGCACUGCCUGCAGGACAACAGAAUUGUAUCCGAAAUGGCGUCGACAGGAGAUCUGAAGCUCGGCAAAAAGCUCAGCGAGGGCAAGACCAAGCAGAUCUUUGAGCUGCUGGACAUGCCAGGCCAGGUUCUGGUCCAGUCCAAAGACCAGAUCACGGCGGGGAACGCAGUGAGGAAAGACCAGAUGGAGGGCAAGGCAGCAAUCUCCAACAAGACCACUAGCUGCAUCUUCAAGCUCCUGCAAGAAGCUGGAGUUAAGACUGCAUUUGUAAAGCAGCAGUCGGAGACGGCAUUCAUAGCCAGCCACUGUGAGAUGAUCCCCAUCGAGUGGGUGUGUCGACGCAUCGCCACAGGCUCCUUCCUUAAAAGGAAUCCAGGAGUGAAAGAAGGAUAUCGCUUCUCACCACUGAAGAUGGAGAUGUUUUAUAAGGACGAUGCCAAUAAUGACCCGCAGUGGUCUGAGGAGCAGCUCCUAGCGGCCGGGUUCGAUCUUGGCGGCGUGAAGAUCGGCCGCUGUGAGGUGGACAUUAUGAGCAAGAGCACUGUGGCCAUCUUUGAGAUCCUGGAGAAGGCCUGGGCCACCCAGAACUGCACUCUGGUGGAUAUGAAGAUCGAGUUUGGAGUGGAUGUGACCACCAAGGAAGUUGUGCUGGCUGACGUGAUCGACAACGACUCAUGGAGACUCUGGCCAGCUGGAGAUCGCAGCCAACAGAAAGACAAACAGGUUUAUCGUGAUUUAAAAGAGGUCACACCUGAGGCCAUGCAGAUGGUCAAGAGGAACUUUGAAUGGGUGGCUGAAAGAGUACAGCUGCUCCUGGAGCCGCAGACGAGCGGGAGAGUUGUUGUACUGAUGGGCUCUACAUCCGACAUGGCUCACUCCGAGAGGAUUCGUAAAGCUUGCGGCUCGUACGGGAUCAACUGCGAUGUCCGAGUCACGUCUGCACAUAAAGGCCCUGAUGAGACGCUGCGCAUCAAAUCGGAAUACGAAGGUGAUGGUGUCCCAACCAUUUUUGUAGCCGUUGCAGGGAGGAGUAACGGUUUGGGUCCGGUGAUGUCCGGAAACACAGUGUAUCCUGUCAUUAACUGUCCUCCUGUUACAUCUGACUGGGGGGCACAGGACAUCUGGUCAUCUUUACGCAUGCCCAGUGGUCUGGGCUGUUCAACAGUUCUGUCUCCAGACGCUGCUGCCCAGCAUGCUGCUCAGAUCCUGGGCCUGACUGAUCACCUGGUGUGGGCUAAACUGCGUGCCUCCAUGCUCAACACCUGGAUCUCACUGAAGCAGGCUGACAAGAAGCUUCAGCAGUGCAGCAUCUAAACACUAAGCACUUGUUUUAUUUUUGAGCCAUUCCUGCUGUUUAACCAUUCCAUAAAACACUACUGCUAAAGCAUUCAUUUUCACAUGAUUGAGGCUUGUGGUCUAGAGUCUGAAUAUAAUCUCAGCUGUAGAUGAAACUAAUAAAUACAUUUACAGAAAACA